Molecule: messenger RNA, 238 nt
Organism: Entrophospora candida
Lineage: Eukaryota; Fungi; Glomeromycota; Glomeromycetes; Entrophosporales; Entrophosporaceae
Source: the annotation of a GenBank genome assembly
AUGCGAGGCUUAAGUUUAGACGCUGAUGAUUUGGAGAAUUCACAAGUUCUUCAAUUACAACAACGAAUUAUAGAAGCGAUCGGGCGUCAAAGAGAAAUAGGAUUAAUGAUUGGAGAAGAGUUAGAAUAUCAUGUUUCAUUAUUGGAAGAAACUGAUGUUCAUAUUGAUAGUGUUGAUGGAAAGUUAAAUAAUGCAAAAAAAAGCCUUUCAAAAAUAUCAAAAAAAGUUAAAGAUAAAA